Molecule: messenger RNA, 1428 nt
Organism: Ochotona princeps (American pika)
Lineage: Eukaryota; Metazoa; Chordata; Mammalia; Lagomorpha; Ochotonidae
Gene: ABHD17B
Product: abhydrolase domain containing 17B, depalmitoylase
Exons: 4
Coding region: 122-988 (288 amino acids)
Biological process (GO): protein depalmitoylation
Cellular component (GO): plasma membrane; endosome membrane
Molecular function (GO): palmitoyl-(protein) hydrolase activity
Source: RefSeq, a predicted model, not a curated record
CGGCGGGGCGCCCGUGGGGAGCCGCGGGCCGGCGCCCGGCCACCCCCCAGCACCACCCUCCCGGCCGCGGCCGGGCCGGCCAGGACGACGCGGCGGCCGAGCUGUCCUCCCGGGGCAGAAGAUGAAUAAUCUUUCAUUUAGUGAACUGUGUUGCCUCUUCUGCUGUCCACCUUGCCCAGGGAAAAUUGCUUCAAAAUUAGCGUUUUUACCACCUGAUCCGACUUACACGCUGAUGUGCGAUGAAAGCGGCAGCCGCUGGACCUUACACCUCUCUGAGCGAGCGGACUGGCAGUACUCCUCCAGGGAAAAGGAUGCUAUUGAGUGUUUCAUGACUAGAACCAGUAAAGGCAACAGGAUCGCCUGCAUGUUUGUGCGUUGCUCACCCAGUGCCAGAUACACCUUGCUCUUCUCACAUGGAAAUGCUGUAGAUCUGGGCCAGAUGAGCAGCUUUUACAUAGGCCUGGGGUCCCGGAUUAACUGUAACAUAUUCUCCUACGAUUACUCUGGGUACGGCGCGAGCUCGGGAAAGCCAACAGAGAAGAACCUCUAUGCGGACAUCGAGGCUGCUUGGCUUGCUCUCAGGACAAGGUACGGCAUUCGCCCGGAGAAUGUGAUCAUAUACGGCCAGAGCAUAGGGACCGUGCCGUCCGUGGACCUGGCCGCUCGCUACGAGAGCGCGGCUGUCAUCCUUCACUCGCCCUUGACCUCAGGGAUGCGCGUGGCUUUUCCUGACACCAAGAAGACGUACUGUUUCGAUGCAUUCCCAAACAUUGACAAGAUCUCGCAGAUCACCUCCCCGGUGCUCAUCAUCCACGGGACGGAGGACGAGGUCAUCGACUUCUCGCACGGCCUCGCCCUCUUUGAGCGCUGCCAGCGGCCUGUGGAGCCGCUCUGGGUCGAAGGCGCAGGCCACAACGAUGUGGAACUUUACGGACAGUACCUUGAAAGGUUGAAACAGUUUGUGUCACAGGAACUGGUCAAUUUGUAAGAUGCUCUGUACAUUUGCAUACUGAUGUUUCUUUUCUUGCUGAACUGCACUGUUUGGUAAAUAACGUAAAACCUGAAGGUUUUGUUUGCAAAUCAUAUCAGCUGCCUUUAUAAAUGUACAGGUAAUGAUUUGUUAACAGACUUAAUGAAGGUUUUAAUUACCAAAACUAGAAACUGGAAAUAACAAUAUCAUGCAGUCAGGCUAUAAUUUAUAUUUUUUCUGUGAAUUUUUUUUAAACAUCAAGAUAAGUACUGUAUGAAAUUUUAAUUAAUUCUAUAAAAUCAAAUGCUGUAAAAGUAUUGCCAAAUGCUUUUGCAUAUCAAAAAAUUUAUAAGUAUUUUUAAGACAUCUCAAUGUGCUAAAUCUUAUCCUGGUAUAUAUAUGUGUAAUAUUCUUUCCAGAAAAAAAAUGUAUAUCAAGUAAUUCAAGUACUCAGAAUA